GUGCGUACACUUACGCCUUUUUGUUAGUUGAUAUAUUUUUCUACGUUCCCGUGUACAUGUGACAUUGUUCAUUUUUCUGUCAAAGACAAUUGUUCAAGUCCCUUGUUAUGUGUAAAUCGAGAUUGUAUUGAAAAUAUUUAAAAAAUGAAUCCUCAGUAUUUGCAACAACAAAGUCCGUUCUAUGGAGGACAGCCACCAAACUUGCCUUAUGAAGAACCCAACGCCAAUUAUCCAUCAAAAAUUGCCUCUGAUGCACAGUCUCUGCCUCAACAAAAAUCUGCUCCGCCUUUGCCACAGUUAAAUCAAAACAAUCUUGUGGACCAAAUGUCUAAUGUAUCUUUGACUGAUCCUCAAAAACCCCUUUCCACGCAAAAUUUAUCAGCCCAGAACCAUUUCGUGAAUGGAGUUAGUAAUCGGAAUCAUUAUCCUCCACAAGGUACACCAGAUGGAAAUCAUGCAGCUGCAGAUAAGCCUGUCACUGCACCUCCCCCUUCACAAACGUCCAGUCUUCCAUUUCCACAAGGAUCUUCAGGAACACCUCAGUUUCCUGGUCAACAGUAUUCAACACAGCCACCUAGCUUAGGAUUACAUUCUGGACCAAACAUUCCCAAGAGCAUGCCUCAAACUGCAGCCAACCAAAAUCAAUCACAUUUACCUGGCCCACCUAUUUCAGGUCAGCAACAACAGCAUGGAUCAGUAGGCAAUCAAAUGAACAAACCCAUGAGUCAAGGACCAAUGGGGGUUCAAUCUGGCCCAAUGCCCCACAUGCCAGGCAAUCACAACUCAUCCGGUUCACCAAUGCAUGGACAAAACCUCCAGGGUCCACAAAAUCUAUCCAGACCUCCACUUCCCAGCCAACAAAACAAUUUAGCAGGACCAUCAAUGCCAGGACAGCAAAAUUUACCCAGGCCGCAAUUCAAUCAACCACCAGGCCCUCAGAAUUUAUCUGGACCACCCAUGCUCAAUGCUCAAACCUUAGCUGGACCUCCAAGGCCCGGUCAACCUAAUUUCUCUGGACCCCCGAUUCCAGGGCAGCAAAACCUAUCAAGACCUCCAUUACCUGGACAGCAGACAUUGUCAGGACCUCCUAUGCUGGGUCAACAAAACUUGUCGGGGCCGCCUCUGCCAGGCCAGCAAACUUUUGCACCAGGUCCCUAUCAAAAUCAAAUGCUUGGGCAACAGCCUUACCCACCCGGUCCUCCAUUACCGGGACAACCAAGUGGCAUGAAUCAAGGAUUUCAACAACCAGGCUUUGGUCCAGGCCAACCUCCAAUAUAUCAAAAUCAGCCUGGUUCAUAUCCUGGAGGAUACCCAGCGAAUGCUCAGGCUCAGAAUAAGAGACUAGAUCCUGAUAACAUGCCGAAUCCUAUUCAAGUUAUUCAAGAUGACCAAAAGAUGAAAGGUGGAGAUUUCAUAACGAAUCAGAGGGGAUUGGUUCCUCCGCUAGUGACAACGAAAUAUGUAGUCCACGAUCAAGGAAACGCAUCUCCAAGAUUUAUUAGGUCAUCAAUGUAUACUGUUCCUACAACGGCAGACAUACUAAAGCAAGCACAAUUUCCAUUUGGAAUUAUUUUAAGUCCAAUGGCUCAAAGCGAAGAGGGCGAGAUGGAACCGCCUAUCGUUGACAUGGGUGAAAUCGGGCCUGUUAGAUGUAUUCGCUGUAAAGCUUACAUGUGUCCUUUCAUGCAAUUCAUUGAUGCUGGAAGGCGGUUCCAGUGUAUGUUUUGUAAAGCCACUACUGAAGUUCCACAAGAGUACUUCCAACAUUUAGAUCAUACCGGCCAAAGAAUGGACCGAUAUGAGAGACCAGAACUAAGGCUGGGAACGUUCGAGUACGUGGCAACAAAAUUGUAUUGUAAAGACAAUACUUUUCCGAAACCACCAGCAAUUAUUUUUGUGAUCGAUGUCUCUUACAACAAUAUUAAAUCAGGUUUAGUAAAUCUCCUGUGUUCACAAAUGAAAGAAAUGAUUCGCCAUCUACCUGUUGAUAUGUACCAAUCAAAGUCAAACAUGAAAGUUGGUUUCAUAACGUACAACCAUUCCGUUCAUUUUUACAAUUGCAAAGCCAAUUUGGCACAGCCCCAGAUGUUGUACGUUGGAGAUGUGCAUGAGGUGUUUAUGCCACUUUUGGAGGGUUUCCUUGUUGAUCCCGAGGAAAGUGAGGCAACGAUCGACAGUUUAAUGGCACAAAUUCCCGUCAUGUUUGGGGAUACUCGAGAAACAGAAUGUAAUUUGGGACCAGCUAUUCAAGCAGGAUUGGAGGCCCUUAAGGCUUCCGAAUGCGCAGGAAAACUACUUGUUUUUCAAUCUUCACUGCCCAGCUCAGAAGCUCCAGGAAAACUGAAAAACCGUGACGAUCGUAAUGUUCUUGGAACUGAGAAGGAAAAAAGUGUCCUAGCUCCUCAGACAAAUUUUUACACCACUUUGGGCCAAGAGUGCGUGACCGCCGGAUGCUCCGUCGACUUGUUCUUGUUUAACAAUUCGUACAUAGACGUUGCCACCACUGGCCAAGUCGCAAGAGUCACAGGCGGCGAAGUUUACAAAUACACAUAUUUCCAAGCUGACAUAGACGGUGAAAGACUUAUCACAGACAUCAUAAACAACAUCAGCCGACCAAUCGCGUUCGACGCCGUGAUGCGCGUCCGUACUUCGACGGGUGUUCGGCCGACGGACUUCUAUGGUCACCUACACAUGCCCAACACAACCGAUGUUGAGCUAGCCAGUCUAGACAGCGACAAAGCCAUUGCAAUCGAGAUACAGCACGACGACAAGCUCACAGACGACGAGGGCGUUUUCAUUCAAGCAGCUCUGCUCUACACUUCCUGCGGUGGUGUCCGGAGACUACGGAUCAUCAAUCUGAGCUUGAGGACUUCUUCGAUGAUGGCUGAGCUCUACAAAUCCUGCGACUGUGACGCCUUAGUCAAUUUCCUUCUCAAACAGAGCGUGAACAAACUGGUCGAGUAUUCUCCAAAGGCAAUACGAGAUACUUUGACUUCCAAGUGCGCUCACAUCCUAGCCACUUACAGAAAGCACUGCGCCUCGCCAUCCACUUUUGGACAGCUGAUACUUCCCGAGUGCCUUAAGCUCUUGCCCCUCUACGCCAAUAGCUUGUUGAAGAGCGAUGCAAUCACUGGAGGUGCUGGAAUAACAGUUGAUGAAAAAUCGUAUAUAAUGAUGUUGGUGUCCUCGAUGCCAAUCACAGAAACUGUCUUUCACGUCUAUCCGCGGCUCAUUUCUUUGUACGAUGCUGAUCCCGCGAGCAACGAAAUACCUCCUGUAAUGCGUUGUUCGAUCGAAAAAUUCCAAGACAACGGGGUAUAUCUACUAGAAAACGGAAUUCACAUGUUCCUGUGGCUCGGCUUAAAUGUGAAUCCUCAAUGGGUCCAAGCUGUUUUUGGAGUUCCCUCAGUAGUGCAAGUUGACACAGACAAAACUACUCUUCCUGUUCUGGACAACUCUUUGAAUCACUGGAUUAGAGACAUUAUCGCACAAGUUCAGAGCAACAGGCGUUAUUGCAUGCGAUUAAGAUUGGUAAGACAGAGAGACAAAGCAGAAUCGGUGAUGCGUCAAUUUUUGGUAGAAGACCGUGGUAUCGAUGGCAGCCCAAGUUACAUUGACUACUUGUGUCACAUGCACAAAGAAAUCCGACAACUUUUAAGUUAAUGUAAACGAAAUUCGCCAUUGCACAAAUUAAAAAGUAAAAUUUUUUCUACACUUGUGGUAUCCUUACACCGUGGUACCAUACAUAUUACUUGGUACAGAAAAAUAUUUGCAAAGAAAUUUUUGUUUAUCUCUGUUUGAGAACACAUAAAAAACAUUUCAUAAAAAUUUGUCAAACUGGUUUUAAACAUAUAACACAGGCGAAUUUGUUGAUGGCAAACAAUGUUCUCCAAAUCAUUGAAUGAUAUUCAAAGAUUUAUCUGAUUCCGUGAAAGUGUAACUCCAGAAUGAUAGUGGAUGUGCCAGAUGAUAUAUUGUAUGGGUGAACAUCAGUUUUUAAAGUGGUAAUUGAAAAUCUUGAUAUAUUUUUAUAUGAUAACUAGCAUGUUUGCAGUAAUUAGAUGAAACGAAGCAUUUUCAAUAGAAAUUAUAACAAG
Molecule: messenger RNA, 4097 nt
Organism: Copidosoma floridanum
Lineage: Eukaryota; Metazoa; Arthropoda; Insecta; Hymenoptera; Encyrtidae
Product: protein transport protein Sec24D-like
Biological process (GO): intracellular protein transport; endoplasmic reticulum to Golgi vesicle-mediated transport; COPII-coated vesicle cargo loading
Cellular component (GO): COPII vesicle coat; endoplasmic reticulum exit site
Molecular function (GO): SNARE binding; zinc ion binding
Source: RefSeq, a predicted model, not a curated record